Molecule: messenger RNA, 6240 nt
Organism: Neoarius graeffei (lesser salmon catfish)
Lineage: Eukaryota; Metazoa; Chordata; Actinopteri; Siluriformes; Ariidae
Gene: c22h6orf136
Product: chromosome 22 C6orf136 homolog
Exons: 7
Coding region: 497-1750 (417 amino acids)
Source: RefSeq, a predicted model, not a curated record
UAAAGUGCUCACCUGGAGAAAAGCCGGGAUUGAUGGCUCAUCGCUUUAGCGGAGUUUGAAUGUGUUAGCAUGGAAUGCUAAUGCCUGAUAGAGCGAACGUUCUAGCUAACAGAAUCACAGCGUAGUUUGUCACUGAGUCUCUUCUCACAGGCGGGGAGUUUUCCUCGGUGGUGACUGCUCGAACAGUUCAGGGAAAAUAAUUUAACAGCAGGCAAACAAAUGUAAAGAGACGCGGCUGUGUGUGUGUGUGGGGGGGGUUGUUCAGAAGUGCGAGCUGUAAGGAGUGGAGUUAAAGCUAACCGCAAUGUUUCACUCAGGUUCGGGAAGAAGCACCGAAUUUCUCUCAUGGAGAAGUUAAGUUCAACUAAAGUUUUUUGACUGCAUUGCAGAGGUACAGGGAUAGAAAACUACAAUUCCAACUGCUCCUGUGAUUUGCUCCACUAUGCUCCUUUGCUGAUCAUCUCAUGUUGUGAGGAUCGUGAGCAGUCUGUCCUGAAUGGCUGUGUGCAGAAGAAGCGUGUCGUUUUGUGGAGGUUACAUUCAGAGCCGCAACUGCCAGCCACUGAUAAAGAAACAGAGCUGGAAUGUAUGGCAGGUGGCGUUAAAUGCCCCCUGUAGGUCUUUGAGCAGUGGAUCAUGGGCCUUGGCUCCUCCAAACAGCCUUCGUUGUCAGUCUGUCCAGAAACCGUCCCCACCUAACCCAUUCCAUUAUGUGUCCUUGUUGAGAGAGCAAACUCCAGAAGAAAACUGGGAGGAGACCCUUAGUAUGUAUGUUCUGCUCAAACACAGAGAAGCAGUCGAUCAGCACACACUGGUGGAGGUUCCGCUGUUUGGACAAAUCAAACUGAGUGAGCUCCUGGCGCUGGGAGCCAACCGUCCCACUGACUUUUCUUUCCCUUUAACCACUGUUGAUGGAAGAAGAGAAGAUGACAUUAGUGUUACUGGAGAGUCAAGGACCGAGUUGAAACCAGAUCGAGAGCAGAGCUCAUUUCGGAGUUUGUUCGAGGCUGAAAGAUGUCCUGCGCCGUUCGUGUUGGGAUCACGCUUUUAUUGCUUUCACUGUCCUGGAACAGAGCCUGUACCUGAGACUGGAGAUAAGCUGAGAAUUGAACAUGCCACCUUUCCACAUUCUUUUCGCUCUCUCUGUAGUUAUGCAGAGACAGAACACAUGGACAGGGGUUCCAGUCAGAAGGACAAUGAGAAUGAGGAGAAAUUGGCACUGAUGCAUGAAAAGCUCAGGAUUGAGCUCCCCAGUUUUUUUCUGAAGAAUCAUGAUUACAGCAUGUAUUCUAACAACGUGGAGUUCAUCAACAACCUUCUCAACAUGAAAACCAGAGGCCGUGUAGCGUAUCAGCUGACCCUGGCGCUGUGGAGACUCCUGUGCUUGUGCUAUUACGCAGACGCACAGAUGGAGGUGCUGAAGCUGACCAAGCACCCAGAGGACGGCUCGAUCAAAGCGCGCUGGAGGGUCAAAGGGUUGCCCUUUCACACUCUUCUCUUCCGCUUCUACAAGAAGGAUAAAAGCCAGUUUUACAGAACUUUUGAUGCAUUCUCUACCUUCUAUCUGGGCUCUGACGGACUCAUACACUGUCAUAAAGUUGAAAAGGUAAUGCAGGCUCAGCCACCUGUGCUGCCCAAAGUGACAUCGGUGCUGGCAGGAGCUCUGGUGGCUCUGGGGCUUCAAGAGAAUCGUCCAGCUCUUAAUCUUCUCCCAAUGAUCCUCUCCACCUUGAGACAAGCUCAAGAUUAAAGAACACUGGACGGACAUGGCACCGCACACCUACGUGUGGGUAGAGGGAGAAAUAUACAUUUCUGUUGAUGGUGAGAAGGACUAGGAUCCAUUCUCGUAGAGAAGAACGAUAGAUUUGGAGCAGUGAGAUGUUCCUGAUGAUGGGUAACAAAAGAGAUGAGCACAGUCCUCUUAACUGUUGAAUAUUAAGUGAUACUGUACCAUACGACAUCCCAAAGCUCUGUCGAAGUAAGCUGAUAUAGGAUUCACUACACCAUUUACUUCCAUUCUGUUUACUGUUUAAAAUCUUCAUUGGAUUAAAAUGUCUGGAAUGGUAACAUCCUUAAAAUCGCAUUAACAGAAUCAUCGCCCAUAAAAAGGAGAAAUGAAAACGCACACCUAGGCCGUGUCAUACCGUAAAUACUGUUUACCUUUAGGAGUACAAUCGUCUUAAAUGCUGUCGUGAUGAUUUUCUGGAAGAAAUUUGUCAAGAGUAGCAAAUAUUUAAUACUCAAGCACAUUUCUUUAUCAAACUGUAAAAACAUACAUGCAACUAUUAGGAUGUUUUUUGCUCCUGCGUAGGAUGAGGAACUAGUCUGGUUGAUGGUAAGAUGAACGAGUAAUUACCCUCGGGGACCUCAGGACUUGGAACAAAUUCCACAAAGUGAGUUGUUUAGUUUGACGCAGAAUUAAAAUAAGUCAGCGCAGCUAUGAUUGUUUAAGGCAGAUACAUAGAGCUUAUUCAGUACGCAUACUUGCUUUUAAUCGCCUGUUACACAAAGUGAAGUAGUUGUUGUGUUUAUCUUGGCUGUAGCACAGAGCAAAAAGCACAGACUAAUGUCAGGGUUCAGUUACGGUCAGUUAUAUACAGGGUGUUUCAAAAAAUUUGAUAUUUAUUUGAGAUGUAAAUAUCCCAGAAACUGGGGCGGCACGGUGGUGUAGUGGUUAGCGCUGUCACCUCACAGCAAGAAGGUCCUGGGUUCGAGCCCCGGGGCCGGCGAGGGCCUUUCUGUGCGGAGUUUGCAUGUUCUCCCCGUGUCCGCAUGGGUUUCCUCCGGGUGCUCCGGUUUCCCCCACAGUCCAAAGACAUGCAGGUUAGGUUAACUGGUGACUCUAAAUUGACCGUAGGUGUGAAUGUGAGUGUGAAUGGUUGUCUGUGUUAGCCCUGCGAUGACCUGGCGACUUGUCCAGGGUGUACCCCGCCUUUCGCCCGUAGUCAGCUGGGAUAGGCUCCAGCUUGCCUGCAACCCUGUAGAAGGAUAAAGCGGCUAGAGAUAAUGAGAUGAGAUAUCCCAGAAACUAGAUACUCUAAGGAAAUGAAACCGAACAGGCUUAAUGUUGAGCAAUAUAAGAUUUAUUCCUCAAAAUUUAAAUGAGAAAUUCAAAAAGUAUGUGGAUUCUAUGAACGAUUUCACAAAUUUUCAAUAUGUGCGCUGCCUGAAGCGCGCGCACAGCCUUCCUGUUUGAAGUGUUUGUGCCAUGUCCAAAUCUGCACUGCAGUUGGUGCGUUUUUAGAGAAUAAAUGCACGCUGCACACAGUCUUGUUCAAGCAUACUCUAACACACAAAACGUCUUUUCUUUUCCAGUGAAUGGCAUUUCUAUAUACCUAAAAGGAUUUUUAAAAAAUACAAUUUUGACCGGGCGGCACAGUGGUGUAGUGGUUAGCGCUGUCGCCUCACAGCAAGAAGGUCCGGGUUCGAGCCCCGUGGCCGGCGAGGGCCUUUCUGUGUGGAGUUUGCAUGUUCUCCCCGUGUCCGCGUGGGUUUCCUCCGGGUGCUCCGGUUUCCCCCACAGUCCAAAGACAUGCAGGUUAGGUUAACUGGUGACUCUAAAUUGACCGUAGGUGUGAGUGUGAAUGGUUGUCUGUGUCUAUGUGUCAGCCCUGUGAUGACCUGGCGACUUGUCCAGGGUGUACCCCGCCUUUCGCCCGUAGUCAGCUGGGAUAGGCUCCAGCUUGCCUGUGACCCUGUAGAAGGAUAAAGCGGCUAGAGAUAAUGUGAUGUGAUGUGUGACAAUUUUGACCGGACGGCACGGUGGUGUAGUGGUUAGCGCUGUCGUCUCACAGCAAGAAGGUCCGGGUUCGAGCCCCGUGGCCGGCGAGGGCCUUUCUGUGUGGAGUUUGCAUGUUCUCCCCGUGUCCGCGUGGGUUUCCUCCGGGUGCUCCGGUUUCCCCCACAGUCCAAAGACAUGUAGGUUAGGUUAACUGGUGACUCUAAAUUGACCGUAGGUGUGAAUGUGAGUGUGAAUGGUUGUCUGUGUCUAUGUGUCAGCCCUGUGAUGACCUGGCGACUUGUCCAGGGUGUACCCUGCCUUUCGCCCGUAGUCAGCUGGGAUAGGCUCCAGCUUGCCUGUGACCCUGUAGAACAGGAUAAAGCGGCUACAGAUAAUGAGAUGAGAUGAUAUCACUUUUUUUUUUUGAAACACCCUGUUUAAUAUUAGUGGAACCGUUUAUCAUUUACACCACGGCAAUGUCGAAUUCCUCAAAUGGCCAAUAUCCACAAUGGGGGGAAAGUCUUUAGAACAGAGGAUACUGGUUUGCAGUCUCUCUAAAGCAUAGGUGAUGAGUGUUUCACGGAAAUCCCAUAUCAUUAAAAUGCAACUAUAAAUGGAUAAAAAGGACAUGUUUGGUUCAUUUAAUUAAAAGAAAAGUAAUAUAAGAGGAAUAAAACACUCCACAACAUGGUGUUUUUACAGUAUAUCAGAGUAACUCCGACCUCUUCGCACCACCUGGUCGUUGAUUAGUUUCCUAUAACAGUAUAUUCCUUUAGUAAUGGCUUUUAACACUAUACUGUAUUGUUUCAUACAUCCCUCACUGCUAACUGAGUAAUGUUGGUAUAGUCCAUGACUAUAGUUAAUCCCCCAGUGUGGAUAAAACGUGUUUCUCUGUAGCCUUUUGACUGAUUUAGGUGUCAAUUAAAUAAUCAGGGAUUAGUGUAGCUUACCUGAACGGCCUGCAAAAUUCCUAGUCAUAAGAACUCGCUCUUCUGGUUGGAGCCUUGGACAUAGAUGAUGGCAGUUUGAGGUACCAUCAGUCCAUGUAAGUGCACAUAAUAGAUGUCCAGUUAUUGACUAGUGGAAUUUUCUCACACUUUUUAAAAAUAAAAAAAUUGCUUUCUCAGCAUUGUGGUUGGCUGGACGUCUUUUGGUAAGAUGAUCCAGAAGUGAAACUGAGAUGUUUAACCUUAUGUCAGUGCGAAAACUCUGAUCAGGGGUGGGUUUCCUGAAAGCAUCGUAGCACAAAGAUCAUCGUUAAAUGAUAGAGUGAGAAUCACAAUGAACACACUCUUUUUCUCCUAGUUAAGAUGCUCUUUGCAUUAAGAGCACCCCCAGAACGGUCCACAAAUCAAAUCAGCGGUAGUCUGGUGGUGGUCACUUUUCUAAAGCUGUAUACUGAGGGGGGAAAAAAAAAAAGCACCAAUAUGGUAGGUUCACCUGAUAAAAUGGCAGUCUUGAAAAAAACACAACUCCUUUGCACUUGUGCCUCACUUGUACACUGCUCUUUUAGUGAGAAACAGUUCUGCCUUAACAGGAAAUCUGUGACUGACGAGUGAGGGACAGAAAAGGGGUGUCCUAUACUUCUGAAUGAAACACAGCCGUGACUUUAUCUCGUAUCUGUUUUUGCUUUUCAUGUCCUAAUCAAUACAAAAUGAGUGAAAAUGUGCCAACUGAUUCAGGAGCUGUUGAUUAAUUCCCUGCCCGACUUGCAAACCAAGCUCAGAUGACUAGACAAAACAUACAUUACCAUAUGUAUGCCAAAAGUUUGUGGACAUCUGACCUUAACACUUUUUUAUAUUGUGCUUGCUGAACAUCCCAUUCCAGAUUUAUUUUCCCGUUACUGUUAUCAACGCCAUUCUUCGGCGAAGACUUUCCAUUAGAUUUUUGUUCAUUCAGCCAUAAGCACAUUAGUAAGAUCAGGUACUGAUCUUGACUGAGGAGGUCUGAGAUGUAGUCUGUGUUCCAAUUCAUCCCCAAAAGGUGUGCAGUGGGGUUGAGGUCAGGGCUCUGUGCAGGACUCUUCCACACCAAACUUGGCAAGCCAUGUCUUCAUGGGUUGCUUUGUGCACAGGGGCAUUGUCAUGCUGGAACAGGUUUGGGUCUCUUAGUUCCAGUGAAGGGAAAUCUUAAAGGUACAUCAUAAAGAGAGCCUAUAGAAUUGUGUGCGUUUGUGACAACAGUUUGGGGAAGAACCUCACACAAGUGUCCAUGUACUUUUGGUCAUCUAGGGUCAUUCCGCUCAAGUAAAUCCAUAAAACAGGAGUGGAUUGUCUGUCUGCUGCAUAAAUAUGCAAAUUUUAUUAGCAUGUGGUGUUUUAUUGAUCAGUGUUCUAUUCUGAGCCAAGUUUAUGUUCUUUGACAAGAUUUUGAAAUCAAGUCUGGGGGGGAUCUGUAAUACGUCUGAUCUACAUGAAACUGAAUUGUUGGUCUGAUGCUGUGAUGCUUAUUUAUUUGCUGCCAUUAACCCAAAUUCUGGUAUGAAAACGUGGAUAAUAAAGUGUACAGGCAAUGUUUAA